UGGUUGUGCGUGCGAGUGUGUGGGUGCGCGCGCGCGCUCUCGCCCGUGUCGGGUGUGGGUGGGUGUGCGUUCUUGCGAGCCGGCCUGCAGGAGGCGAGGCUAUCCUGGCCUCCCUAACGAACCAGUUGACCGAGCCCGGGGAGGGAAGUUGCCGCAGACGCCCGGGCCGCCGGCCCUCCUGUACCCCGGCCAGGUGCACAGCUUUUCCUAGCAUGACUACGAUCUGAUCAGCAACCACGAGAGUUUGACUCCUGUGUCUGGCGCCGUAGUGCUGGGGCCCGGUCACUGCCCACAACCGCAGAGCCGCCAUGGCCGCUGCCUCUACUGCCUCCCCUGUAAUUUCACAGCCCCAGUUCACAGCCAUGAAUGAACAACAGUGCUUCCACAACGAGUCCAUUGCCUUCUUUUACAACCGGAGUGGGAAGCACCUUGCUACAGAAUGGAACACAGUCAGCAAGCUGGUCAUGGGACUUGGAAUCACCGUCUGUAUCUUCAUCAUGCUGGCCAACCUCCUGGUCAUGGUGGCAAUCUAUGUCAACCGCCGCUUCCAUUUCCCUAUUUAUUACUUAAUGGCUAAUCUGGCGGCUGCGGACUUCUUCGCUGGGUUGGCCUACUUCUACCUGAUGUUCAACACAGGACCCAAUACUCGGAGACUGACUGUCAGCACGUGGCUCCUUCGUCAGGGCCUCAUUGACACCAGCCUGACGGCAUCUGUGGCCAAUUUACUGGCUAUUGCCAUCGAGAGGCACAUUACAGUUUUUCGCAUGCAGCUCCACACACGGAUGAGCAACCGGAGGGUGGUGGUGGUGAUCGUGGUCAUCUGGACCAUGGCCAUUGUCAUGGGUGCCAUACCCAGUGUGGGCUGGAAUUGCAUCUGUGAUAUUGAAAAUUGUUCCAACAUGGCGCCCCUCUACAGUGACUCUUACUUAGUCUUCUGGGCCAUUUUCAACCUGGUGACCUUUGUCGUCAUGGUGGUUCUCUAUGCUCAUAUUUUUGGCUAUGUUCGCCAGAGGACUAUGAGAAUGUCUCGGCAUAGUUCUGGCCCCCGGCGGAAUCGUGACACCAUGAUGAGUCUUCUGAAGACGGUGGUCAUUGUGCUCGGCGCCUUCAUCAUCUGCUGGACUCCUGGGCUGGUCUUGUUACUUCUUGACGUGUGCUGCCCGCAAUGCGACGUCCUGGCCUACGAGAAGUUUUUCCUCCUGCUUGCUGAAUUCAACUCCGCCAUGAACCCCAUCAUCUACUCCUACCGCGACAAGGAGAUGAGCGCCACCUUCCGGCAGAUCCUCUGCUGCCAGCGCAGUGAGAGCUCCAGCGGCCCCACGGAAGGCUCCGACCGCUCAGCCUCCUCCCUCAACCACACCAUCUUGGCUGGAGUUCACAGCAACGACCACUCCAUGGUUUAGAAGGGAAACGAGGAACGCAGCCAUCGUCCAUUGAGGGACGAAGAGCCUCCCCCCGACCCAAAUGCCAGGGCGAGGUGUGGGGUGUCAGAGAGAGGAAAAAUAAACUCAUGUACUUAAACACUAACCAAUGGCAGUAUUUGUUCCUAGACCCAGCAAGACUUGAUAAAUAUUGAAAAUUAGCUCAUGUGACAAACCUCAUCUGGAUCCCCAUUCCUUCUGAGAUUAGAAAGUGGAGACCCUAUCGUGGAAUUUAUAAAUAGACGCUGGAGUGUCCAUGUAGACAGACUACACUAACUAGACUUCAAAGGGUUGUGUGUGGCUUGGUGCAGGUCAGAGUAAAUUCUGACUAAUUGAAUCCACAACUUCAUUUACAUACAGACUCCCCUUUUUUGUUUUUAAAGGAUACAUUUCAUUUCAUAAACAUGUUUAUGCCUAUCAGCAUGCUUGUGAUGGAUAAGACUAUAGACUGUUUUGAAAGUACCGUAACUUCAUUUUUUUCCGUAUGUAGGAAAACUGUAAAUUAGAAUUAUUCUUCUUAGAAAGCAUGCAUGGAGUGUAUAUAUGCAGGAUGCCCUAAAAAGAUAAAAGGGUAUUAAUUUCAAAUUUCUAGAACAUAGAAGAACCUAGAUGUCAAAGCCGGUAUUUGUUUAGGUUAUGAAACAAACAAUAAUCACAAUAUUACCUUUCAUUAAAGUGUUGUAACACAUAUAAAACAAAAAUGGGAUGUAAGUUUAUUAUCAAAAUAAUAUGUACCCUAAAAAAGCAUAGAAGAUGCACAUUAAUAUUGUUCCCAUAUAUUUAUAUCAAGUACAUUCUAAUUAUUAGUACAUCUGAGGAAUUUUUAAAUAGUCUGUGUUUUUCUGUAUUAUGAAAUAAUACAUAGUCAUUGUAGAAAACUUGAAAAAUGCAGACAUGUAUAAAACAAAAUAUAAUUACUGAUAAUAUCACAACCCAGAGGUAACCACCGUUAACAGCUCUCCCCCCACCCCGUGUAUGCCUAUAUAUACAUGUUAUAUGCCUUUUUAUAUAAUUGGGAUCAUACUGUAAACAAUUUUAUAACCAAGAUUUUUUUUUUCACUACAGAAUUGCCAUAUUUAAUAUCCUAUGGCAUUAAAAAUUUUACAGAAACAUAAUUUUCGUGACUAUAUAAUAUUCCAUGUAAUGGGUACAACUCAGUUUAUUUAACCAUUUCCAUAUUGUUGAUUACUUAGGUUUAUUUCUAAUUUCCAUUAUUAUAAAUGAUGUUGCAAAAAUUUUAUGUACAUAAAACUGUCCACAUAAUUGAUUAUUUACUUAGGACAUGUUCCCAUGAAGGAUUUUUUUAAAAAUGUGAAAUGUCUUUUUAUACUCAUACCUUUUAUAAAAAGGGAUUUCCUGCUUUGCACCUCAUGGGUGACAACUGUGAGGAAAGCUAGUUAAAUUACCUUUUUACAAAGGAAGCCCAGUGGUUAGUUUAGAGUGACUUUUUUCUAUGUAUAGAACAAAAUGAACUAGAAACGGUCAGCUGGCACAAAUAACCAGGAUACCCUAAUUCAUAUGUAUAGCAAUUCCAAAUUUUGCUUGAGGGACCAAUGAUUCCGCUCUUGGUAGCCAUACCUGUAACGUAUCAUUAGAAUUCAAGAAAAUGCAAAAUCAAAGGUGCCAAGUGAGUGAAGGAUCUUCUUCAUAUUAAGUAUCUUGGGACCCUUCUGUAGCAAAUUGGUUGAGUGUCAAUAUGUGACUGGAUACUGUGUAUUCUCUCAGAAUCACCCCAGAUAGACUGCGGCCAUAUUAGGUGAUACCUACUUAAUUCAUUGUCUGGGAAAACGAGUGAUUGCACCAAUUUAUUGUAACAAGGAACCAGUGAAGUCACAGUCAUGAAGCAGGUCUGGGAAAGUCAGGAGGACGUUUAAGAGGAAGAUGUCCAGAAGGAGGAUGAGUGUCUGGGGAGGGGAAGCCCGUGCAUAGUCACCAUUGGGACGGAGGGCGGACGUGUGGAGUGCCCAAAGUGAAAAGAGUAUGCGUAACCUGUUAGCAGAAAAGUGUUUGCACACACUUCAUACAAUACGCUUUUUAUAUUGGAAGUGAAAGAGAUGAACUUGGACUUGUACUCACGUGCAUGUAUUCUGAAGGUGAUACGGACUAUUUGACAUUAAAAACAUACUAAUUGGACCUUAAUAAAUCCUUCUCAAUCAGUGUCUGGCAA
Phyllostomus discolor (pale spear-nosed bat) is the source of this 3588-nucleotide messenger RNA. It is a transcript of the gene LPAR1, whose product is annotated as lysophosphatidic acid receptor 1. Gene Ontology annotation, cellular component: membrane. Lineage: Eukaryota; Metazoa; Chordata; Mammalia; Chiroptera; Phyllostomidae. The transcript is spliced from 4 exons. The record is from RefSeq and is a predicted model, not a curated record. Bases 309 to 1403 code for a protein of 364 amino acids. Gene Ontology annotation, molecular function: lysophosphatidic acid receptor activity. Gene Ontology annotation, biological process: neurogenesis; phospholipase C-activating G protein-coupled receptor signaling pathway.